Molecule: messenger RNA, 1697 nt
Organism: Prosopis cineraria
Lineage: Eukaryota; Viridiplantae; Streptophyta; Magnoliopsida; Fabales; Fabaceae
Product: putative RING-H2 finger protein ATL21A
Exons: 2
Coding region: 540-1289 (249 amino acids)
Molecular function (GO): polysaccharide binding
Source: RefSeq, a predicted model, not a curated record
CGGGCAAACCUAUACGUGUUUGAUAAUUGACACCCUCCCAGAACAUACAAGGGGACUUCGUAAAGGAUCUGCCGGAUGAGUGGAUGCCCACCCGUACGUGAGAGGACUCUCACGCCAUUGCAAAUGAUCAUUUCGGAUUAUAUACAUAGCAGUUUCCAUUUGCCCCAUUCAUUGGCUGGUCAAUGUCGUAAUCUUACCACAGGUCCAUUAUUAUUUACUUUCAGAAUAUAAUAAAAGCCAAUCUAUAUUACUAUAUUAUAUUAUUGACUAAUACUUCCGAUUCCAAUAUCAGAGCUUGCACACUUCCCCCGUGUAUUAUUUACCGCUUUCCUUCUGCUGCCUUCUGUUCUCAGAAAAAUGCUCAAAAAUUGGUCUUUUCACAACCAGAAGGUUGCAUAUAUUUGCACGAGAAUGUGAAUUAGUCAGCUAGUCAACAUCUCGGGGGCAGGGUUCCAAUCAAACACCGUAUAUCUAAUCCUCUGCUUCUCAGUUCCCUGUAACUCCUCCUUUAAGCUGACAUAUCUAAAUAGGCUUCUCUCAUGGCUGAUUUGUCAUGGUUCGUGUUCCUCUUCCUCUUCGUUCAUUAUCCCACAGCAACAAGCUUUCACGUCUGCGAGACCUAUUGCGCCGUGAACGAAACUCCAAUUCAGUUCCCUUUCCAGUUGGUCAGAGACGAAGCGAAUCAAAGCAGUCGUUGUGGAUACCCUGGUUUUGAACUUUCCUGCAACAAGAGCCGAACGAUGCUUCAUCUCCCACACUCUGGAGACUUCCUGGUGGACUCGAUCUCUUAUGAAGAUCAAAAGCUUUGGAUCAGAGACCCUGAUGAUUGCCUCCCCAGACGAUUCCUGAACAACGACUUCAACCUCACAGAUUCCCGCUUCCAACUCACCAAUGAUUAUAGUCUUCUCAAUUUCACCUUUUUCAAAUGCUCCUCCAACGUCACCCAGCAGUACCCACUCCGACCCAUCUCAUGCUUAAGCUCCGACCUCGACCAAAACCAUUCGGUGGUCGCCGUGUUGUCGGAUCCUCGCUUUUCUACGCUGUCGGAGGAACAGUGCGAGGUUAUUUCCUCAGCUUCGAUUCCUUAUUCCUUUACCAGUGGACUGUACUGGAUGAACCUGAACGAUGAUAUAGUCUUGCAAUGGAACACGCCAAACUGUGGAGACUGUAUGGCGAAGAAAGGACGGUGCGAGUUCUUGAGGGGUACAGGUCUUGAAAUAGCUUGCUAUUUACCACACCAAGAUACUGAUUGUGAAGGUGGUCUUUCAAAGUUUGCCAAGUACGGUUAAGCUUUGGCGUGGGAAUACCUGGACUGCUCUGCGUGAUUGGGAUCGUGUUGAUGUGUAGAGGGAAGAGAAGAGAGAACGAAGAGCGAAGGCAGGGGAGAAAUAUGGAACUAAAUAUUGCUGGCAGGUCCUCUGUAGUAGUUAUGGGGCUUGAUGGAGCAACCAUAGAGAAGUAUCCGAUGACCCGCAUUGGUGAUAGUGGAAGACUGCCCGACCCGAACAACAACGUGUGCUCUAUAUGUCUCAGUGACUACCAACCCGAGGACACGUUAAGGACUAUCCCAGAUUGCAAUCACUACUUUCACGCCCAAUGCAUAGAUGGAUGGCUCCGCAUGAAUGCUACUUGUCCCUUGUGUCGAAAAUUACCCCACUCUUAAUGCAAUCAAUCACAUGCAUUCAUACAGUUCCUUA